GCGUCACUGUUUCAUGACGUCACAGACCCAGUCAGUAUAAAAGGUCUCGCCCUCGUAGAAUCUUUGUAGUUGAGUGAUGUUCGCAACAGAGACGUGAGUCUGAGUGAAGUCUGUGAAUACAAACCUAGCAACACUUGUACGAACGCCAGUCCGUAUAGAUCGAGAUAUAUUUAAUCUGUACAGACAGUGUGUAUCAGAUAACGUUACAGUUUAAUCUGACUUUACCAGAUAAGGAUUACUUAUCUAUCAGUAUGAGAACCACAGACACAAUGUCCACAGACGUGAGAGAGGUGCUUCUGGAGGUUUACGUCAACGACGCCUUCUACUUUGGUGACAGCUACUGGGCAUCAGAUGAUAAAGAUGUGCAGCUGGAGUUUGAGAUCACUGGUGACAUCUACGACCUUAUCAGCGGCAGUGCAUCUCGAGAGUUAGAUGUGCAGCUGGAGGUUGUGACAAUGGAUCAUGUCUCAGGCAGAUACUGCAGUCCAGGAGAGAUGCGUGUGCAGCUGGAGGUUAAUGGUAGAGACAACAUCUCAGUAUGUGAAGUGAAAGAUUUGCAGCUGGAGAUGAACAGGAACGACAGCAUCUCAGAGCUGAAGAGCCCUACGCUGGUCCCUGAAGAUCUGAGCGACCCAGCAGGACCUUCAAUGGAAGAGGCCAAUGAUCAGGGUGGCCUGGAUGCUAAGAACAGUCCAAUAGGACUCACUGUUGGGGAGAUGACCAAGAAAAUGUGGGCAAUCUUCCAGCAAAUUUGUGCAGUUUUCCAGACAAACACUCCAAAAACUGUUGGGCAACCUGAAGUGGAUCUUCUUGAUCUAAAGGAUCCAAGUGCUCCCAAGCCAGAACCUGAAUUGGAUCUGGUGGAUACUGAGCAAUUUUGUAUCCCUGAACCUGAAGUGGAUCUCGUUGUUCUUUCUGAACCUAAAAUGGAUCUGGUUGAUUUAGAGGAAUCAUGUGCCAGCCCAAAAGAAAGUACCAAAGCCAUGAAGAAUAAGAAAGUUCAUGGCUUCGUUGUAACCAAGAGAGCAGAAUAUGCUACAGUGAGGAAUAUGAAGAGAACUAGUACCUUCCUCAAGAACGACAGAUCUAACCCUGUUGAGGUCUCAGCAUGGCCUGAGAUGGAUCUGAAUGUUUGUGGACAAAAACCUAAGGAGGACCUGGUUGCUUCUCCUAAACUUAAAUGGGAUCUGGUUGAUUCAGUGGAACUGUAUGCCCCGGGUCCAAGCAUUCUCAAACCACGACAUGAAUGGGAUCUGGCUACUCCACUGGAUUUGGGUGCACCAAAUCCAAGCGUUCUUGAGCCAGAGGCUAAAGUUUUAUCUGAACUUUCAAGUUUGGAGAACUACGUCCCUUUAAACAUUCUUCAACUAGAGGAUCGUUUGAAGCAGUGUACACUGCUCAAACAGAGACAUGUCACCGAUGUCUGGCCCAGGGUCUUCAUCGGAGACGAAGAGACCGCAACAGACCGAGAUAUUCUGCAGGAGAUGUGCAUCACUCACAUUCUGAAUGCUGCAGCGCCUAAAAAGGACUUGAACUACUUCUUGGGAACAUCUUAUGUUGAAGACAUAGAAGGAACAGUCAAUACAGGGUCUAGAUAUUACAGAGGCUUGCACAUCAAUUAUUACAGCUUGCCUACAACAGACAGACACUGUUCUGACAUCAGCAAGUGUUUCAUGUCAGCUGCAAAAUUCAUUGACAAGGCCGUGAAUAAGCCAGGGAGUAAGGUGUUGAUUUGCUGCAAGCAGGGUGUCGACCACUCUGCGACUCUGUUUCUGGCAUAUCUGAUGAUCUGCCAUGACAUGAUGGUGGAGGAUGCCAUUGAUCACGUCAUAAAGUGGAGACGCAUCCAGCCCUCCAGAGACUUUCUGAAGAAGUUGAUGCUCCUCAAUGCUGACCUUGUGAACAAGCGAAAACUAAAGCUAGAGGACAUAAAGAAAGGAUAA
This is a messenger RNA of Carassius gibelio (silver crucian carp), 1943 nucleotides long. RefSeq lists its product as uncharacterized. Bases 252 to 1943 code for a protein of 563 amino acids. The record is from RefSeq and is a predicted model, not a curated record. The transcript has 6 exons. Gene Ontology annotation, biological process: negative regulation of MAPK cascade; protein dephosphorylation. Gene Ontology annotation, cellular component: cytoplasm. NCBI's taxonomy places the organism in Eukaryota, Metazoa, Chordata, Actinopteri, Cypriniformes, Cyprinidae. Gene Ontology annotation, molecular function: protein tyrosine/serine/threonine phosphatase activity; MAP kinase phosphatase activity.